This is a messenger RNA of Paramacrobiotus metropolitanus, 1164 nucleotides long. RefSeq lists its product as uncharacterized. Gene Ontology annotation, biological process: RNA processing. Lineage: Eukaryota; Metazoa; Tardigrada; Eutardigrada; Parachela; Macrobiotidae. Gene Ontology annotation, cellular component: nuclear exosome (RNase complex); cytoplasm. Bases 255 to 968 code for a protein of 237 amino acids. The record is from RefSeq and is a predicted model, not a curated record. The transcript has 2 exons.
GUGAAAAGACUAAUAAGUAUAGCUCGUUUGUCAGUAAAGUAUUUUUGGGUUUUGUUUCAUAUUUUGUUCGUAGUUUGUGGUGGGUUUUUGUUUUUUUCUGGGUUGUGGCGCAUCGGAUUUUAGUGCAUUUCGUUCUUGCAAGAACACUCUGAAGCUGCCCUCGUGAUUGUGACCAUCUCAUGUAGCGUCGGUCGCUGUUUCCGAUGAUCUGAAAGUGGAUUGUUAUCGUUGUGUUGCGAUCUUAGAAUUAGAACAUGGAACACCAGCAGACAACAUUGCGUGAUCCGCCAUCUGUGAAGCCCUCGUCCAUGUCAUUCCAUAGAGUAACUGUUCCCCGUGACGGAAAAGUCCUCGUUCACAACGCUCAGUCGGUUGCACCUGGCGAAAUCCUCGGAUUUUGUGGGGCUUGUGUUAAGGGACUGUCAGGAACCUGGGUGGAGAGCCGGGUAAUUCGCUCGGCCCUGCUGGGAACAGUUACUGUCAACUCUCGCCAAAACGAAAACGAACGCGUAAUCGAAAUUAACGUGUCCCGACGAACUGCUGAAACCUCAAGCAUUAACCAGCCUUCCUUAGCUUUUGGUGAAAUUGUGAUUGCGGAAGUUAUGUCGGUGGAUGUGUUGGAAGUGCAUUGCAUGAUUCGAGUCGUCGGUGGUAAAGUGCUCGACAAUCCUAUAUCGGCAGUUAUGCACAUGGAAAAUAUCGAGCCUCUUAAUCCACACCUGGUGGAAUUGGAAGACCAGUUCGGCGCCAGAGAUCUCAUAUUGGCCCGCAUCAUGACACUUGAUUCGCCCGUUCAUUUGGAUGUGGCUGGGGAUUCCAAACUAGGUGUUGUCACCUCGUUUGGUCCAACCGGAUGUCAGAUGAUCCCAGUUGGCGCGCACGAAAUGAUAUGUCCGGAUACAUUUCGCAAAUUUCACAAGCGACUUUCUACCGCAGUUUUACCUGUUGUGCUACCAGCAAGGAAAUAAAUCAGCUUCGGUUGUUUGCAAAGUACGUAAUAUAACUGACAAACGCUUUAAUACCGAAAUUUUUUGCCUGUUCUGACAUUCACUUGUAAAGCUCAAGCUGAUAUAAUAUUAUAUUAUCUCUUUGUGGAAUUUUCAACAUGGAUCAAAAGAAAUUCAGAACAACUUAACAAUAAAUUGUUAAAAACAGAAAACCGUA